CCUGUGGUUGGCCACACUAACACAGGUGGUGUGGCCAGCAAGCAGAGCAGUAUGUCCCUAAGCCUCGUGGCGGCAGGGUUAGGUGUACCAUAGCACCACACCUCCACCACUGUAUCUACCACAGUGAUCACUCAUAAGAUUUCUAACUCAUUGUACUCGCCACUAGACUUCCACAGCAUAACAACCACAAGACCUCUAGGGCAGUGUAGUACUGUAAGCCAGAGAUGCUGUACCUCCUCCAGCAGCUGUAGGCCUCCGGCCGUCUCUCACGUCUCUACCCAGGUUCAUUGUCUCUUCCACGCCAACACAGUCCCACCACACACACAUCUUCACUUCUGACCCCCUCCGUCUUCAUGUCCUACCUACCUUACGUCUGAUCUCUUAUGCCUGACCUUCACGUUUUACUCCUCAUACGUCUAAGCCCAUUACACACGAAACCCUUAAUUACGGCUGACACCCUUACGUCCAAUCAUCACUACAUUUGACUUCUUACGACUAACCCCCCCCCCCCCCAUUGCAUCUGCCCCUGCCCCCACACCCCUUCCUAUACGUGUUGCUACCAUCAAGUUGCUACUCAUUUUUUAACGAUGGUGCUAGUGAAACUACAGAGAAUAUUUGUAUUCAUGAUCCUGACCUCACCUUUGGCCUUCAUUGUGAUAUACAACUUGCGUUUCAUAAGCCGUGGACCAUCUGGCCUCUCUAGCCUGAGAGACCUUAAUGGUGCAAGUCAACGGACGCUAAAGCAAGACAUGAACUGUUUACCGCUGGCGAAGAGGCUUCACGUUCAGACUAUCCCUCAACGAGAGUGUGGGGCACCACAUGUCGUAGUGCACAGCGGGGGACGACUGGGAAACAAUAUGUGCCAAUACGUCAGCCUCUUCCUGCUCCGUCAUAUCUACGGCAUCAGGGUUUCAAUCAAAAUGGAUAUGAAGGCAAAACUUAGCCAGGCUUUUAGGAACAUCACAUUACCCAUCCAAGACUCCAAGUGCUUCACUGGACAUACUAAGAGUACUUCCUACAAUAACAUCUACCGGAUGCUAUACACUGCCGCAAAGGAAACGAUAAUGAAUACUACGAAGAAUUUAACAGUGAAGCCCCUACUAAAGAACUCGUACUACGCGUUCGACCACCCCUGUCCCAAGCACCUCAUCAUGGCUUAUAGGGACAAGGCGCGACAGGUCUUCACUUUCAGGGACGAGGUGUUGAACCGGGCCGAGGACAACAUCAACAAAGCUCUACAGACCGUGAAUGCAUCAUACACAAGGAAGGACGUGACACUCAUCACUGUCCAUGUCCGCAGAGGGGAUUAUGCCCAGUAUAUCAAGAAGCAUUUCAAAAUGACACUAUUGGAUGAAGUCUACUUCAAACAAGCCUUUGAUUACUUUAGAAACAGAGUGAAGAAUCCUGUAUUUCUGAUAGUGAGCAAUGAUCAUCCAUGGUGCACAAAACAUCUCCAGGGCAAGGAUGCUGUGGUGGCUGGUAACAUGAGUCAACCAAUACUUGAUAUGGCAGUGCUGGCUCAGGGGGACCAUACCAUCACCAGCUAUGGCACCUUCAGCUUCAUGGGGGCAAUACUGAGCUAUGGCAACUUCACCCAUCCCCUCAUCCAUAAUAAAAAGUAUACGGACUUCAAUUGUGUUGACUUCCCUGGACUUCACUAUAUCGCCAGCAACACUAACACAAGCAAUGAACAUAAUAUCUCAACCCAUAUCCAAGCAAGAGGAAAGAAUUGAAAAUAUAUUUAUACUCUACAGUAAACAGUUUAUCCAUUUACAAUGAAAGUAAUUUAUGAAUAUAAAUGAGGAUCUACUUAAUAACAAAUAGAACAAAAUAAUUUUGUUUCUUGGAGUAUUAAAAUGUCUAAAUACACAAAGGAGCUCCUCCAUAGACCUGAUGACAGUGUGAUAAAAUAUGAUUAAAGCAAGGUAAAGAAAAAUUAUUAGGUUCAAACUGAAUAAGAAUCUUACCACAUAAGAGAGGGGAGGUGGGGGAAAGGUUGCCAGUCUUUGCUGUUGUGUUGGAUACCCAACAUUCUGACCACUCCCUAACUGCUCUAUCCAACACCGCAUCCGCCAGCCCUUCACAGGACUGCACCAGCCAAUCCUGCCCUCCCUUGAGUACUGCAAAGCUUGAUUACUCAAACUUACUCAAGCUAUCAGUCAACCUCCACUUGUACUUUAAUCAAAGAUCCUGCUCACUCAAGAUUGUACAGAGUUAAGUUGUAUCCAUUUCCCACUUGAUUCUCUGUAGUUUGUGGUUUUGCCUAACUAGAAACAUAUAAGUGUGAAGACAUGCAUUUAAAUAUGGCUACUAGUAGCAUUCUCAUUGUUCCAAGUGACAACAAUCAAAGCCAAUAUAAAAUUUGCAACAAUUUUCUUGUUUAAAUUAAAUAGUAAAUAAGUUUGCACAUAUUUUAUUUAUUUAUUCAUAGAUACAAGAGUUCUUACAUUCUUGGACAGCCACUAGCACUCAUAGCAUUUUGGGCAAGUCCUUAAUCCAAAUUUU
Procambarus clarkii (red swamp crayfish) is the source of this 2505-nucleotide messenger RNA. RefSeq names its product galactoside alpha-(1,2)-fucosyltransferase 1. Gene Ontology annotation, biological process: carbohydrate metabolic process. Gene Ontology annotation, cellular component: membrane. The record is from RefSeq and is a predicted model, not a curated record. Gene Ontology annotation, molecular function: galactoside 2-alpha-L-fucosyltransferase activity. NCBI's taxonomy places the organism in Eukaryota, Metazoa, Arthropoda, Malacostraca, Decapoda, Cambaridae.